Messenger RNA from Cetraspora pellucida, 682 nucleotides. Lineage: Eukaryota; Fungi; Glomeromycota; Glomeromycetes; Diversisporales; Gigasporaceae. The record is from the annotation of a GenBank genome assembly.
AUGUUAAAAGCAGGUUCAAAACCUAGCAUGGUCUAUGAGGCUAUUAGAAGUAAAGAUGGAACUCCAACUGCAACAAGAAAAGAUAUAUCCAAUUUAAGUACACAAAUUAAUUUUUUAGAAGAAACAAUGUCAAUAGCAGUAUUAAUAAAUAGUAUGGAAGAAAGGGGACGAAUUAAGCAUUUAUUUUUUUGUUAUAAGGAAUCUAUUAAAAAUACUAAAUGUUUUUCUGAAGUUAUUUUAAUUGAUGCAACAUAUAAAACCAAUGUUUACAAGUUGCUAUUUGUAAACUUUGUUGGUAUUAGUAACCUUGGAAUUAAUCGGUUACAUACUUUUGGCAUCACUGGUGCCUGGAUUUUAGAUGAAUCUGAAAAAUCAUAUGUCUGGAUUAUUGAACAUCUUGCUUCACUUAUUUUUUCUGAUAUUUUUCCUUCUGUAUUUGUUACAGACAAUGAUCUUGUACUUAUUGGUGCUCUUGGAAAAAUAUUUCCUAAAUCUGAACACCUUUUAUGCACUUGGCAUAUAAUGAAUAAUUUUAAAAAAAAUUUAAAAAAGCAUUUUAGUGACAUUUCAUUUGAUGAAGUUGUGAAGAUAAUAGACAACUUUAUUUAUUCGAGAGAUUAUGAUGCAUUAAAUGCUACGAUAAUAACUUAUAAGAAGCUGGCUUUAUCAAGUUCUAAUGAAA